CGGAGAAGUUAUGGCUAGAAGUGGUUGAUGUAUUAGUUAACAGUAUUAUUGAAUAAGAUGCACAUACUGGAUUUCUUAAAUAUGAAAUUGUGUUCUGUCGAAUGUGAAGUUACAUCUGUGGAUUACUGUGCUUGUUUCGCCUGGCCUUAUUGCUAAGUGGAGGAUGUUUUGCAGUUCAAUCGAAACAUUGUUCAAUAGACUACCGAAUGAAGAACCUGUGCUAUGUUGGAUAUCUGUGCCCAAGCAAUCUGCAUUCAUGAUUGUAAAAAAUUCAACGAGCUACCAAACUUCAUGAGGUAGCAUGGAACUGCCAUGGCGCUUAAUACUCCCGCUGUUGAUCUUUCCACUCCAAGCGAAAGCGGGAUAAAAAUAAAGAAAGAGAAAGAAGAUGACGAUCCUGGCGUAAAAGAGAGCAGUCCUCCCAAAGUGAAAAAUAAGCAGUUGUCUGAUUUGCUUUCUCGUAACAUUACUAUCACAAGUGCUAAUGCUUCCCGAGGAGAGAAAUCGAAUCCUCAUCCAAAACCAGCAGUUCCAGCUCCAGCAAAGCCAUCGACAGACCCUCCAGCUAAACCCGAUCCUCCCCCGAUAGAUUUCCCCAGUACAUGCGGCGCAUUCGGUUGGACCACCAUUGGUUCAGUCCACUUGCCUUUCAUAAUGCGCGGAGAAGACAGAUUCGUGUCUGUCCGCAUGGUCGAGUGCAAAAUUAUUAGCAAUUAUGCAGAUGUUCUUCCAUGGACGGUGUUCACAUGCACUAAUAUAAAAAGCUAUUACAUCACCGAAAACGAGGCGAAGUUGCUCAAUGAAAUUAAUAGUUUCCAUUGUGAAUUCCAGUUUGGUUAUCAAAAUUUUACAACUAAGGAUGUGGUGGUGCGCCUUCAAGACACUGUGAAGUUUUAUGAGUUUCUUGAAACUUGUAAAGCGAAGCUUAAUGUUCAAGGAUCAAAUGCCGUGUUUGGUGACCAAUGUGGAUAUUUUCUUAUAAAUUAUGCUCCAGUACCUUUUAUAAGAAGGGGAUUAAAAAAGUGCGUUCCUCUGAACAUGGUUUACUCAGAAGCUUCCUCUCCUAUAACGAGUACAGAAAGUGUGACUGAGUGGGAACUAGCAUAUUUGAAGUUUCUGUGUUGGAAUGCUAAUUUAGGUGAUAAGAAACUGAAUUCUGACACGCAGUUGUGUAGCACUGAGGAUCUUCAGAACAUUCUUGGGGGCAUUCAGUUUGAAGAAUGGUUUCCAAAUAAACAAUGCUCUUCCAUAAAUGAUGGGUCUCACUUUUCAUCUUCCAAUGGUGUUUUGCCUAAGUGGGGAGAAUCUGUACAAGGUAUUCAUUCUGCUUCUGUAACUGCUGAUGAUGAUAAACUCAGGGAAAAGAUCAAUGAAAUCCAGGACAAAGAUAGCCUAUUAAAUUCAUUUUUGGGUUUGAACAAAUAUUUGGAUUCUUCUGUUUCAAACUCUGCUCAUGUCAAUAGAAAUCCUCAUGAACAGUCUAAUUUAUUAAAUUCCAUUCAAAGUAGUGAAAGAACAAACAUAUAUUCAUCACCACUCGAAAACUUUUUGGCAACUUCUUCAUCUUGUAAUUAUCCUUAUUCUAUGGAUUAUCAUAAUCAGUACACUGGACAAAUGCAAACGUCAGCACCUGAGUUUGACAGGUGUAGAAAGUCUGACGGGAGCUUGCCGUCACUUGCAUCCAGUAGACCCAAAACAUUUCCACCUCCUCCACCUCUGGUAAGGUUGGGGAAUUCGCGUAUUGGCUCAAUUCUAGGAGAUCCUGGAAUGGUGCCAAAAGCUUCACCGUCAUUGUAUCCUUAUUUACCAACUGCUCCAUCUUCAAACACAUCUUGUCCUCCUUGGUUAGCGAGAAUUUUAGAACCGGACUGGCUGCGUGAAGAUGACAACAGAUCAGUAUUACAAUCAAACGAGGCCCCUGAGAAUUUGUCUCGGAGACUGGGUGAACACGAUUCGUGGUGUCCAACCUCUUUGCCAUCAAAUGUGAAUAUGAAUGGAGCUGGCUCCUCAAGUAGUACUUUGCGAAGCAAUAGCAAUACUGCAGGUGUGAUAAGGGACAACUUCGAUUUAUCUCACGGUUCAUUGCAUUCUCACGGAAGCAGUCCAAGGAUACUAACUGGACCUGGUCCACCGCCUCAUUAUCCAACUCCUCCACAAUCAUCGCCUCUCCAACCUUUAUCUUUUCUUGACUGUGCCGCUGUGCUAGGUAUGACUGAUAUUUAUGGUACAAGGUCAACGCCAAAUGGCUUGGUAGAUCUCUGCAGUCCUCCUCCUUCACCUGAAAUGCGAACAGCUUUAUCUAACAGCCCAAGAGGCACACAUGUGCCCAGCUAUGGCUACCAGCCUCAUAUUACCCGCCUGGUGCAGGUUGAUUCUCGAUAUGUGCUUGCAAUCAAUAUUGAGCCGCUGAAAUACAAUUCCCUAUUGGCGGUUCCUAUAUCAGACGUGGUUAAUAAGUUCCUUCGAGGCACUAAUGUACAGUCCUGCCAGAUUGUGUUAGAAACUGUAUUCGGACUACGCCUUUAUGAAUGUACCAGUUUGCAGCAAGAAGCAUUUGCCAAGCAUAACUUACAGAUCAUGCCUGGUAGCAAGCUAGUUUCACUGUCAGACCUCAAGAGUUGUUUGUACCAGCUGAAGUUUUUACUCGUGGAGCAGGAGAAGAUGAAAGAGAAGCACUGUGACAUUGGAGCUACAGAGUUACCUUUAUCAAAACGGUGGUGUGGUAAUGCUCGAGAGUGCUGAGCAUUGCAUCAUUCCUUAGCCACUGGCAGUCGACCUCCUCUAAUUUUCCGUGUACGCUAGCAACCAAAAGUCUACCGAAUCUCAGUUUCCAGUUCUGUUCGUUCUUUUUCUCCUUGUCUUUGCCCUCUUCCGUUCUGUUCGUAGUCUUCGUUCGUUGCUGUCAGUGGCAGAUUUGUGUGUGCGUGAAUCCCACCUUAUUUUAGACUCCAUGUGUGCAAAUUUUAAUCUAUUUUUUCAUGUUAUCUAUUAUGUUAAGACUGCAUUUAUUGUACAUAGAUGUGUUAGUGUUAAUAAUGCAGAAAGACGAAAGUAAAUUAAAUAUGUUGUGA
This is a messenger RNA of Uloborus diversus, 3071 nucleotides long. RefSeq lists its product as uncharacterized. The record is from RefSeq and is a predicted model, not a curated record. Lineage: Eukaryota; Metazoa; Arthropoda; Arachnida; Araneae; Uloboridae. Bases 313 to 2742 code for a protein of 809 amino acids. The transcript has 3 exons.